AUGGCGACGCUGAGGGUGGCCUUAAAAUUCGAUUCGGUAGUUGGGUUAAUUAGGGAGAGAGUAGAGACGAAGAGAAAUGAGAGGGAUAGAAGUAUCAUUGAAUCAAAUGCAAAAGAUAAGGUUAUAGAGAGCUGUGCAACAGCUAGAGUCUUUUGCGACGGUGAAGUGGUAGCGACACUCUAUGAAGUGGUGGAGCGUGUUACCAAAUUAGUCUACGUUCGCACUUUAUGCACCAGCAACAGUCCCACUCGCUAUCAGUCUAAUACCCACCUAAGAGUUGCCAAAGAAUUGCAGGAAGAACAGCGAGUACCGGUUAUUACAAGUACUGAAUUGGCAGAAGUCUUUAUAGAAACUCCACAACCAAAAAUCAACAAGGAAAAGAGGAGCUUAUUAUACAAAAGGGCAACGAGGAUGAAAAUAAAAAGGGAAACAAUGAAAGAGUACUUACGAGCAGCAACAAGAAUAGCAAAAGAGAUAAAUAAAGCUUCCAAAGAACUUGAACACUAA
Molecule: messenger RNA, 507 nt
Organism: Dovyalis caffra
Lineage: Eukaryota; Viridiplantae; Streptophyta; Magnoliopsida; Malpighiales; Salicaceae
Source: the annotation of a GenBank genome assembly